Fimicolochytrium jonesii is the source of this 2138-nucleotide messenger RNA. Its product is annotated as ATP-dependent RNA helicase HAS1. The transcript is spliced from 6 exons. Gene Ontology annotation, cellular component: nucleolus. Bases 105 to 1985 code for a protein of 626 amino acids. Lineage: Eukaryota; Fungi; Chytridiomycota; Chytridiomycetes; Spizellomycetales; Powellomycetaceae. The record is from RefSeq and is a predicted model, not a curated record. Gene Ontology annotation, biological process: maturation of LSU-rRNA from tricistronic rRNA transcript (SSU-rRNA, 5.8S rRNA, LSU-rRNA). Gene Ontology annotation, molecular function: nucleic acid binding; ATP binding; RNA helicase activity.
CGCGCCGACCACGAUGACGUCGCCUAACACACAAAGGACGACCAGGCAUUCGCCAACAACACCGACACCCUCGCUUGGGCUUCAACACAGCAUACGUAGUCGACAUGGCAAAGAAAGGCUCAACGAAGCCUCGCCCCGCAGCCGUCGAGCAGCGACCCACCAAAAAAGCAAAAGUCGUCCAGGAAGAACCUGCCGAGGAACCCGAACAUGACACCCCCGUCGACGAAGACGCCUUUGCAAUGCAAGGCGCUACCGCUGACGACGUCGAGAGCGGUGAAGAGGAGUUCGACAGCGACGACGACGAGGAGGAAGCGGACGAGCAGGACGAAGAGGAGGACGAGGAGCCUGUGAAAGUCGGUUCCAAACGGUCUCGGUCUGACUCAGACGACGGCGAGACGAAGGAGAAGAAAGAGUCGAAUAUCGUGGACCACUAUAAGGGCGAGGGUGUUAUCGAGCUUGAUCGCUCAACAUCCAUAACAGCAGAAGUGAACAGGGACUUUUCCUCUCUAAAAGUAACCGAACAGACCGCAAAAGCGAUCGCGGAAAUGGGGUUCACGAAAAUGACCGAGGUGCAGGCGAGGAGUAUUCCGGCGUCGUUGACAGGGAGGGAUAUUUUGGGUGCGGCCAAGACGGGGAGUGGGAAGACGCUUGCGUUUUUGAUUCCGGCUAUUGAGAUGUUGGUUAGAUUGAAGUUCAAGCCUAGGAAUGGCACAGGAAUCGUCGUCAUCUCACCCACGCGCGAGCUCGCCCUACAAAUCUUCGGCGUCGCAAAAGAGCUCAUGAAGCACCACCACCAGACCUACGGGAUCGUGAUGGGCGGUGCGAACCGCAAAGCCGAGGCGGACAAGCUGGGCAAGGGUGUCAAUUUGUUGAUUGCGACCCCCGGACGGUUGUUGGACCAUUUGCAGAACACCAAGGGGUUUGUGGUCAAGAACUUGAAGUGUUUGGUUAUUGAUGAGGCGGAUCGGAUCUUGGAGGUUGGGUUUGAGGAGGAGAUGCAUCAGAUUGUCAAACUGCUUCCCAACGAACGCCAAACUAUGCUCUUCUCCGCCACCCAAACCACAAAAGUCGAAGACCUCGCCCGCGUCUCCCUCAAAAAAGCGCCGCUCUACAUUAAUGUCGACGAACACAAAGACAUGGCAACCGCCGAAGGCCUCGAGCAAGGCUACGUCGUCUGCCCCUCCGAAAACCGGUUCCUCCUUCUCUUUACCUUCCUCAAGAAAAACCUCAAAAAGAAGAAAAUCAUCGUCUUCUUCUCGUCUUGCAACAGCGUCAAGUACCAUGCGGAAUUGUUGAAUUAUAUCGAUAUACCGGUGUUGGAUUUGCAUGGCAAACAGAAGCAGCAGAAACGGACGAAUACGUUCUUUGAAUUUGUCAAUGCUGAGAGUGGGAUAUUACUUUGUACCGAUGUCGCCGCACGUGGGUUGGAUAUCCCCGCUGUCGACUGGAUCAUCCAGUUCGACCCGCCAGAUGAUCCCAGGGAAUACAUCCACCGAGUAGGCCGAACCGCCCGCGCCUCCGCCAAAGGCCGCGCCCUCCUCUUCCUCCUCCCCCAAGAACUCGGCUUCCUCCGUUUCCUCAAACACGCACGCGUCCCCCUCAACGAGUACCAAUUCCCCCCUACGAAAAUCGCCAAUGUCCAAUCACAGCUCGAGAAACUGGUCGACAAGAAUUACUACCUGAACCGCAGCGCCAAGGAUGGGUAUCGGUCGUACCUCCAAGCCUACGCAUCCCACUCGCUCAAGAAGAUAUUCGAUGUCGCGGAAUUGGAUCUACAGAAAGUCGCACGGGCCUACGGGUUUACCGUACCACCGUCUGUGAAUCUGGUGGUCGGCGCGAGUGGGAAGACGGAUCGGAAGGCGAGGAGACAGGGGGGUGGACAGGCGGGGUACCAGGGGAAAGGUGCGGGGAAGGAGUUUUUCAAGAAGAGGGAGCAGGGGGCGCCGGUUGGCGAGAGGAGGGAUGGGAGGCAGUGGACUCGGUAGAGGGGCGAGUAGGGUAGGGUAGGCUUUAGGGUAGGGUUUAGGGUAAGGGUGAAUUCAGAAGGAGACCCGCACACACACACACACACACACACACAACGAGAUAUGCAACCCAUCUCACACGCACACACACACACGUUUAUCAUUAUCACAAGC